Molecule: messenger RNA, 1602 nt
Organism: Epithele typhae
Lineage: Eukaryota; Fungi; Basidiomycota; Agaricomycetes; Polyporales; Epitheliaceae
Product: guanine nucleotide exchange factor
Exons: 7
Coding region: 1-1602 (533 amino acids)
Biological process (GO): G protein-coupled receptor signaling pathway
Cellular component (GO): cytoplasm
Molecular function (GO): guanyl-nucleotide exchange factor activity; G-protein alpha-subunit binding
Source: RefSeq, a predicted model, not a curated record
AUGUCCGACCACUGCGACGCAUACACAGCCCUGUCGCCCGCAUCGUUGCGCUCUGAAGUUGCGGAAGUUCUCCAGGCUAUAGCAGACGCGUCCGCCUCGACGAUCAUUGCGGCCACGGCCGGAACGGAGCUCGUCCAACUGCUUAUUGACGACAUCGUGUCGUCGUCCGACACGUCCACGAGAAGUCGGCUUAGCCGCGAAGACGGAUUACUCGCACUUCAGGCCCUCAGGACUCUCGGUAGCAAGUCUACGGGUGCGAAAGUCAUUGGUACGGCCGCUAACUUCACCAAGCUUCUGUCUAUCUACGCGGCGUAUGAGGGCACUCCGGAAGCUUCGGGCACCACGCUGCGAUGCCUGGCCAACACGCUCCUCCAGGUUGAAUCGGCGCGAGUGACAUUCGUAGAGGAGCCUGUUGCAGGGGGUCAUUGGGCUGUGGAGAUUCUAAAGAAAAGCGAGUCUCUGGAUCUCAUCUUCUUCGCUGCUCGCGUGCUCCUCUACGCAAUCGUCAGCGAUCCGGCAGACAACCGAGCCGCAGCGGAUCGCUUCGUUGCGUCAGCUAUCGAAAGAGAAGAAGACCCUCCAACUGUCGUCGACAUCCUCAGCCAGAAGCUAGAUGUCGCUUCCGCUGCUGUGCUCUCAGGUGCUCAGUUCGGACGCGAGGCCUUGGUCGACUUGCUCAAGGUCAUUGGUCUUGUCAUUGUUUCAUAUACCACAACCGCGGGCGAGACGCCGCAGGAUUCGGAUCCUGCAUGGAAUGAACGCUUGGAUGGCCUUCUUCCUGCCUUAAUCCGGGCCUUCCACUCCAUACCACCUUCUACGACACCACUGCCCUACACCUCCCCAUUGACAAACGCGGUCGUCGCUCUCGACGCCGUCCCGAUCUCGCCCUCCCUGAAGCCAAUCUGGUUCCCCACCGAGGGGUCGCACGGCGACAUGCUUCUGCGCGCGUACGACGUCCUCGACGCGACGCUCGCGCGGUACAUGCCCGGGCGCGUCGAGGCGGACGACCCGGUCGUCGAGGAGCAGUGCAAGGAGGUCGGCGAGCCGCUGAACACGUUCGCGACGCCCCUGGUGCUGCUCAUCUGCAAGCUGUGCGCCGCCGACGAGCACUCGCGCCGCCGGAUGCGCGAGUGGCUCCUCCCGGACGACCUCGACCGCUCGACGCACCUCGAGAUCCGGGCGGACCUGCUCGGGCGGCUGCUGCGGCUGCUCGUGAGCAUGACGCACUCGCUCCUGAAGCAGAGCGUCGGGGAGAUGCUCUUCGCGAUCUGCGAGUUUGAUGGACGCGUGCUCGCUAGCGCGGUGGGGUACGGCAACGUCGCCGGCUUCCUCUUCCACAAGGGCAUCAGCAACACCGGGGCGCAGACCCCGACGGGGGUCGACGUGCGCCCGGCACGGCAGACGACGCCGGACGGGGUGCCCAUUGACCCCGUCACGGGCGUCGCCCGAGAUCAGGGCCCGCCGGUGGACCUGACGGAGGAGGAGCGCGAGCGCGAGGCGGAGAAGCUGUUCGUCUUGUUCCAUCGGCUCGAGCAGACGGGGGCGAUCGCACCGGAACAUAACCCGGUGCGGAUGUUUCGGGAAGAGAACCAUGAUACCUGA